Messenger RNA from Paramuricea clavata, 1787 nucleotides. NCBI's taxonomy places the organism in Eukaryota, Metazoa, Cnidaria, Anthozoa, Malacalcyonacea, Plexauridae. The record is from the annotation of a GenBank genome assembly.
AUGGAUACCAACGCAUCCAAACCCCGACGUGCUUGCGAUGCAUUCGAAAAGUUCAAAGCCAAAAAAAGUCAGCAACGUGCAACAUUCUUUCGUGGAAAAACAAAAAAUACUGCCCAAAAAGACAAAGAUGUGAUAAUCAAUAUCGGGGUUAUGAAGUAUGACCGUUAUUGUGCAGAUUCCUCAACUGCCUAUACGCCAAUGAGGGGAAAAUCAUUGCCGCUGAAAAUAAACAAAGACGCAAAUUACGCUCAACUUUUGAUAGCAGCAUUGACAAAAAGAAAGGCAUAUGAUCAGUCGUUCAAUGAGAAGCUGGACUGGGAUAUUGUGUACCCAGAUGGACAGAGUGCGUCAAGUUUACCAGGGCAACCUGAUACACCUUUUUGCCUUAGUACCUAUAAGGAGGAUCUUGGAAAGAAUUAUUCCAGAAUAGUUUUAUAUCUCUGCACAGAAAAUUCAGAUGAAAACAAUGAGAGUGUUGAGGAAGAUACAUUCGAUCGUAUUGGUACGUCAUGUAGUGAUGGCAAGGAAUCACAGUCAAAUGAGUCAAUCGAUAUGGAAAGUAGAGAAGAAAUGGGAAACAACAAGUAAGUUAUUCCUUAUUUUCCAAAUAUAGAAUUCAUAGACAUAGUCCCUACAAAGUCCAAACCUUCUUGUAAGUCUUGUAAUAUUCCAUCUGUCAAUGGAAAACCUUGAAUGGUUGUCAAGUUGUCAUGUAAGCAUACAGGGGUUUUGGGGUCAGCAGCCUCCAUUUUCUCAGUAAGUGUCAUGUAUGAUAUUAAUGGUCAAUAAACAAGUCUGCAAAUUGUAUUAUUCUUACACUUACCUACACAGGCACACAACAUUCAAUAUAUUAUCAUUUGUAUUUUUAUGCACAAAAUUUUAUGUUUUGGCUUUGGGUAGGAUAUUUAAUUAAAUUCUGACUAAAGCUAUUGUACACUGUAUCCUGUGUUGCUGAAAGAAGCACAUUUCUUUCAUUAUUAUCAUUAUUAUCAUUGUUUUAAUUAAGGAGUGAAGUUAGUCACGUGAGCACAAGUGUUGACAGAGACUCGUCCAACACAGUUACAUCUGUCCAAGAAAUGUCACCAAUGAAUCAUGGAGAAGGACCAAGCACAUCAACAAUGAACCCAACUGGAGAUUUUGAUUGGUUGUAUGCAUCAUGGUUGUGUGAUGAGGUAGAUCUUGCUGGUUAUGAAAGCAUGAGUGAUGUGGAAAUGGAAGUAGGCCCAAAUGACAAUCAGUCUUCCAAUUCCCAGCAUUCCACAGUGUCACUACCUGAUAUACUUAAAAAACUAUCCAGUGUUAUUAAUCAGCAUUCCACAGUGUCACUACCUGAUAUACUUAAAAAACUAUCCAGUGUUAUUAAUUUAGAUUCAAUAUCAAAAUUCAACAUUAGUCGCAGCCAUGUAUGGGAGGGGACAGUAAGAGCUCUAACAAGAAAAUCCUUUUCACCCCAUAAUAAGGUUUCUGUCAAGUUUUGCGAUGAUGUUGGUACAUCAGAAGGGGCCAUAGAUUUGGGGGGACCCAAAAGGGAAUUUUUUACCUUGGUUCUAGAUUGGUUAAUGCAUUCACAGCUUUUUUGUGGCAGUGAUAGUUCUAAGUACUUUUCAUGUAAUGCUACCUCUCAAGGUAACAAUGACUAUUUCCAUGCUGGAGAAAUAGUAGCAAUGUCUCUUGUUCAUGGAGGUCCUGGUUUUGGGUGUCUCUCACCAAGUCUUUAUCAGUGCAUUGUGGAAGGCCCUAAUAAUGUUCUUGUCAAUGUGAGUGAUGUAUAUAUGAUGUUGAAUUAA